ACAACACACCACACAAUCCACCGCUGCUCGCCGACACACCGCUACGUUCAAAAUGCGAGCGACACUGGCGACGUUGGCUGUCCUGGCCUUAGCGACGGCGGUUCAAUCGGACAGCAGAGCGCGCAUAGUAUGCUACUUCAGCAAUUGGGCGGUGUAUCGGCCUGGUGUAGGGCGGUACGGCAUCGAGGACAUUCCAGUGGAGAAGUGUACCCACAUCAUUUACUCCUUCAUUGGCGUCACUGAGGGCAACAGCGAAGUACUUAUCAUUGAUCCUGAGUUGGAUGUAGAUAAGAAUGGUUUCCGCAACUUUACAUCGCUUCGGUCUUCGCAUCCCAGCGUCAAGUUCAUGGUAGCGGUGGGCGGCUGGGCUGAAGGCGGUUCGAAGUACUCUCAUAUGGUUGCACAGAAGAGCACCCGCAUGUCUUUUGUCAGGAGCGUUGUCAGUUUUCUCAAGAAGUACGACUUCGACGGUCUAGACCUUGAUUGGGAGUACCCAGGAGCCGCUGAUCGUGGCGGCUCUUUUUCUGACAAGGACAAAUUCUUAUACUUAGUGCAAGAGCUGCGGAGAGCAUUCAUCAGGGUUGGUAAAGGAUGGGAACUGACUGCUGCCGUACCACUGGCUAACUUCAGAUUAAUGGAGGGUUAUCAUGUCCCUGAACUCUGUCAGGAAUUAGACGCUAUCCACGUAAUGUCGUACGAUCUUCGUGGUAACUGGGCUGGGUUUGCCGAUGUGCACUCGCCUUUAUACAAACGUCCUCACGACCAGUGGGCUUAUGAGAAACUUAACGUGAAUGAUGGUCUCCAUCUUUGGGAAGAGAAGGGUUGUCCCUCAAACAAGCUGGUCGUCGGUAUUCCAUUCUACGGUCGAUCUUUCACCCUAUCUGCUGGCAACAACAACUACGGUCUCGGCACCUUCAUCAACAAGGAAGCAGGCGGCGGUGACCCUGCGCCAUACACCAAUGCUACAGGAUUUUGGGCUUAUUAUGAGAUCUGUACAGAAGUAGACAAGGAUGACUCCGGCUGGACGAAGAAAUGGGACGAGCAAGGCAAGUGCCCCUAUGCCUACAAGGGCACCCAGUGGGUUGGAUACGAAGACCCUCGCAGCGUGGAGAUCAAGAUGAACUGGAUUAAACAGAAGGGAUACCUUGGAGCCAUGACUUGGGCUAUCGACAUGGAUGACUUCCAAGGACUGUGUGGAGAGAAGAACCCAUUGAUCAAGAUUCUUCAUAAGCACAUGAGCUCUUACACAGUGCCGCCUCCUCAUACAGAGAACACCACACCGACUCCUGAAUGGGCCCGUCCACCGUCAACCCCUUCGGAUCCUUCAGAAGGAGAUCCGAUCCCUACCACCACCACAGCUAAGCCAGCUUCUACCACCAAAACGACCGUGAAGACUACUACCACUACCACAGCAAAACCACCUCAGAGCGUCAUUGAUGAAGAGAAUGAUAUUAAUGUGAGGCCUGAACCAAAACCCGAACCUCAACCAGAGCCUGAAGUUGAAGUGCCUCCUACUGAAAAUGAAGUCGAUGGUAGCGAAAUCUGCAACUCAGACCAAGAUUAUAUACCCGAUAAGAAACACUGUGAUAAGUACUGGCGAUGCGUCAAUGGGGAAGCAAUGCAGUUCUCUUGUCAACACGGAACGGUAUUCAAUGUGGAACUGAACGUGUGUGACUGGCCUAGCAAUGCAACACGUCGCGAAUGUCAACAACCCUAAAACUAUGUUUUAUUCAGGAAGUUCAAAUGAUACUUCAAAAUUCGCUCAAAUGUCUGAUUUCAUGGUCUGUUACACGUUGAAAGUGUUCAAUUUGCUAUCAUUAAAGAAUUCGAUUAAUCAGAUUCAUGGAAGCGUUAAGAUAUAGCUAAUAAGUUUGUGAAUAUUGUCGUAUUUUGUUUUAGUUCGAACAUAAUACGCCAAUGUUUUCUUUAACUAUGUAAGGUCUUGAUUUUAUUUUUAUUUUUCAUACAUAAGUUACUAUUUUAAGCAAAUGAGUGCUCUCUGCGGACUAUAAUUGUUCAAUACUAAUAGGUUGAUUUUCCAUUCCAGUGGUAUUUACCGCCUCGAGUUUU
Manduca sexta (tobacco hornworm) is the source of this 2070-nucleotide messenger RNA. RefSeq names its product endochitinase-like (gene Cht5). Gene Ontology annotation, biological process: chitin catabolic process; carbohydrate metabolic process. The transcript is spliced from 11 exons. NCBI's taxonomy places the organism in Eukaryota, Metazoa, Arthropoda, Insecta, Lepidoptera, Sphingidae. The coding region runs from base 53 to 1717 and encodes 554 amino acids. Gene Ontology annotation, cellular component: extracellular region. Gene Ontology annotation, molecular function: chitinase activity; chitin binding. The record is from RefSeq and is a predicted model, not a curated record.